Molecule: messenger RNA, 1949 nt
Organism: Aspergillus campestris IBT 28561
Lineage: Eukaryota; Fungi; Ascomycota; Eurotiomycetes; Eurotiales; Aspergillaceae
Product: thiamine diphosphate-binding protein
Exons: 1
Coding region: 27-1949 (640 amino acids)
Molecular function (GO): catalytic activity
Source: RefSeq, a predicted model, not a curated record
GAAAAAAAAAAGGAAAAAACUACACCAUGGGCUUCAAAUUCCCCGUCGACCUCUCACAGUUCAAGCGGCUCCAGCUGGAUCCCAAGAACUCCAAGCUUUCCCCGGAGCAGAAGAAAGACCUCCAGCAUAACAUUGACGUCUUUCGCGAUGCCAUUGUUGCCUUCACAGCCACGGGUUCUGCCCGUGGCGUCGCUGGACACACCGGUGGUCCCUUCGACACGGCCCCCGAGGUCUGUAUCCUGCUAGCCUUCAUCAACAGCAACCCCAGCGGGUGGGUUGACGCCCUCUUCGACGAGGCCGGUCACCGCGUCGCCACGCAGUAUCUGCUCGCGGCCAUCGACGGCAAGAUUCCCGCCGACCAUCUCCUCGACUACCGCGAGGCCAACUCCAAGCUCCCCGGCCACCCCGAGCUGGGGCUCACCCCGGGCGUCAAGUUCAGCUCCGGUCGGUUGGGCCACAUGUGGGCGAUGGCCAACGGCAUCGCUAUGCAGAACAAGGACAAGAAGGUGAUCUUGCUGGGCUCGGACGGCUCCCAGCAGGAGGGCAACGACGCCGAGGCGGCUCGCAUCGCCGUGGCGCGCAACCUCAACGUCAAGCUCUUCAUUGACAACAAUGACGUCACCAUCGCCGGCCACCCCUCGCAGUACCUGCACGGCUACAACGUGGCCAACACGUUGAAGGGCCACGGGCUCAAGGUGGUUCACGCCCAAGGCGAGGACCUCGACUCGCUGUACGGCGCCAUCUGCGAGGUCGUCGCCCAUAACGGCCCCGCCGCCGUCAGCGUUGACCGCACCAUGGCACCCGGCAUCGAGGGCAUCGAGGGCCAGACCAAGGCCCACGACGUCAUCCCCGUCGACCUCGCCCGCAAGUACCUCACCCGCCGCGGCUAUUCGGCCGACCAGCUGGCCUUCUACGACCAGAUCAAGCCCCAGAGCAACCCGCACCAGUACGAGGGUUCCACCAAGGACAAGGGCUCCAACCGCACCAUCUUCGGCGAGGCCGUCAACUCCGUCCUCGACGAGCUCAGCUCCGAGGAGGCCGCGCGCCGCGUCAUGGUCAUCGACUCGGACCUCGAGGGCUCCACGGGCCUCAAGAGCAUCCAUCAGAAGCACCCCGAGGUGUACAUCCCGUCGGGUGUGAUGGAGCGUGGUAACUUCUCCGCGGCGGCGGGCUUCGGCUUCGGUAGCAACGGCGACCGCCAGGGCGUCUUCUCGACCUUCUCGGCCUUCCUCGAGAUGUGCAUCUCGGAGAUCACCAUGGCGCGGCUGAACGACUGCACCGUGCUCUCGCACUUCUCGCACAGCGGCAUCGAUGAGAUCGCCGACAACACCUGCCAUUUCGGGCUGAACCAUUUCUUCGCCGACAACGGCCUCAUGGAUGCCGAGUCCACCACGCUGUACUUCCCCGCUGACGGCGAGCAGAUGAAGGCCGUCGUCCGCAAGGUUUUCUUCUCCAAGGGCCUGCGCUUCAUCUUCUCCACCCGCUCCAAGGUCCCCUACAUCCUGAAGGAAGGCAGCGCCGACGAGAAACUGUAUGGCUCGGGCUACGACUUCGUCCCGGGUAAGGAGGAGUUCAUCCGCAAGGGCUCCGCCGGCUAUAUCGUCUCCUAUGGCGACAUGCUGUACCGGUCGCUGGACGCUGUCGAGCGUCUGCGCCGCGAGGGCCUCGACAUCGGCCUCGUCAAUAAGCCCACGUUGAACAUCGUCGACGAGGACGCCAUCCGCGUCUACGGCGCCACCCCCUUCGUUCUGACUGUCGAGUCGAUCGCCCAGAAGACGGGCCUCGGCUCGCGUCUGGGUACCCACCUGCUCGAGCGCAACCUGCGCCCCAAGUACAAGACGUUGGGUGCUAUCAAGGAAGGCUGUGGUGGCCUCUUCGAGCAGAUCAAUGCCCAAGGUUUGGGGCCGGACGCCAUCAUGGAUGCCGUCCGGCAGGCUGCGCGGAAGUAG